Molecule: messenger RNA, 1233 nt
Organism: Beauveria bassiana ARSEF 2860
Lineage: Eukaryota; Fungi; Ascomycota; Sordariomycetes; Hypocreales; Cordycipitaceae
Product: nucleosome assembly protein
Exons: 5
Coding region: 1-1233 (410 amino acids)
Biological process (GO): nucleosome assembly
Cellular component (GO): nucleus; chromatin
Molecular function (GO): histone binding; chromatin binding
Source: RefSeq, a predicted model, not a curated record
AUGGCCGAACCUAUCCCAGGCAAACGAACUGACCAGAUGACGGCUCCUACGCCUCAGAACACUCCCGCGACGAACGCGCCCAUCUCUUCCAGAGCCCAGCAGCCCGGCGUGGCAAGCAUCAUGGAGGAUGACAUGGAGCGCGCAGCUGCCGCCUCCAUCUUCGCCCAGAACCCCCAGCUCGUCCAGAUGAUCCAAGGUCGUCUUGGCUCCCUUAUCGGUCGCUCAUCUGGAUAUAUCGAGUCUCUGCCACCUACCGUUCGCCGCAGAGUUUCCGGCCUCCGAGCUAUCCAGAAGGACCAUGCCAAACUCGAGGCUGAAUUUCAGGAGGAGGUUCUUCAACUCGAGAAGAAGUACUUUGCCAAAUUUACCCCUCUCUAUGAGAAGCGCUCUGCCAUCGUCAACGGCCAAGCUGAACCCACUGAGGACGAGAUCAAGGCCGGAGAAGACGAGAACUUCGAGGUUCAGCCGAAGACCACCGAGACUGAUGAGGAGGGCAUCAAACUCGACAUUCCCGAGAAUGUCGCCGGAAUUCCUGAGUUCUGGCUUUCCGCCAUGAAGAACCAGGUAACUUUUGCUGAGAUUAUCACGGACCGAGAUGAAGCUGCUCUCAAACACUUGACCGAUAUUCGAAUGGAAUACUUGCAGGAGCCGGGUUUUAGAUUGAUUUUCGAAUUUUCCUCGAACGAGUUCUUCUCCAAUAAAACGCUCACGAAGACGUACUUCUACCAAAACGAAAGCGGCUACGGCGGUGAUUUCAUCUAUGAUCACGCCGAAGGCGACAAGAUUGACUGGCUUCCUGGCAAGGACCUUACCGUCCGCGUCGAAGCCAAGAAACAGAGGAAUAAGAACACCAAGCAAACGCGUAUCGUUAAGAAGACCGUUCCCACCGAGUCCUUCUUCAACUUCUUUUCCCCUCCGAAGCCCCCGAGCGAUGAUGAGGAUGAGGAGGAUGAGGACGCAGCCACCGAAAUCGAGGAGCGUCUCGAAUUAGACUAUCAUCUUGGCGAGGACAUCAAAGAAAAGCUCAUUCCCCGCGCCGUUGACUGGUUCACGGGAGAGGCCCUUCGCUAUGAGGAAAUUGAUGACGGCGACAUGGAGGAACCAGACUUUGAUGACGAAGAGGAUGAAGACGAGGAUGAUCUUAGCGAUGAUCAGGAUGAAGAAGAGGAGACAGAUGACGAUGACGAGUCUGGAAAGCCCAAGCAAGAAGCCGCUGAGUGCAAGCAGAGCUAA